AUGUACAGCUCGCCCAACGAUCAUAAACAGAGAUUUACCAACAUCAUCAAUAAGGCAGUGAGCCGGGCCAAGGCGUGUCCGCUACUGGUGGCAGGGGACUGCAACGCCCCGCACCAAGCGUGGGGCUAUCCCCAGUCCCGCCUCAAAGGGAUAGACUUGUGGCAGGUCACAACCUCCUCCUUCUCACAGAUCCGGCGUUCGCCACAAGAACCGGAAACUCCUGAGAAGCUCAAGUGCGCGCCCGUGGUAGAGAUGCGGGGCGACGACAUGGCGCACGUCGUUUGGGACCUGGCCCACGAGAGGCUCAUCGAGCUGUACGUGGACGCCGACCUGAGUGUGUUCGAUCUAUCAAUCGAACAUCGCAACCAGACCAACGACACUGCCACCCUGGAUGCCACCCUGGCUCUCAAGAUACACAACGUGGGCGUCAAGUGCGCCACCAUCACGGCCGAGAAGGACGUUCUCGAAAAGUACCACUUGAAGCACAUGUGGAUGUCGCCACACGCCGGCAUUCGCAACGCCCUCGGCGGCGCCGUGUUCCGGGAGCCGAUGGUCUGCCGCAACAUCCUUCCGCUCGUGAAGCAGUGGUGCAGGCCCAUCAUCAUCGCGCGCCACGCGUUCGGCGACCAGUACAACGGCCAGGAUUUCGUGGUUCCCGGACCAGGCACGCUCCAGAUCAAGUACUCGCCCACCAUCGGAGCUCCCUACAACCUUGAGGCUCGGAGACCUGCCCGUGAGCGGUACUUUGCGGACUGGUUGGGCGCAAAGCCCCAAGAAGAAGAGUGCCUCCAGCUGCAAGCCACGCCGAGAUUCUACCAGCCACAGUCCAUCUGA
Messenger RNA from Dermacentor silvarum, 834 nucleotides. Its product is annotated as isocitrate dehydrogenase [NADP] cytoplasmic-like. Gene Ontology annotation, biological process: isocitrate metabolic process. Lineage: Eukaryota; Metazoa; Arthropoda; Arachnida; Ixodida; Ixodidae. The coding region runs from base 1 to 834 and encodes 277 amino acids. Gene Ontology annotation, cellular component: peroxisome; mitochondrion; cytosol. The record is from RefSeq and is a predicted model, not a curated record. Gene Ontology annotation, molecular function: isocitrate dehydrogenase (NADP+) activity. The transcript is spliced from 4 exons.